AUGCCUAAAGAGAGGAAAGACCGUUCUGUAUCUCAUGAAAAGUUAAAAGCAUCUCCUUUGUAUUGUGAGUCAAGCCGUGAUUUAAAGAAGCCAAGUGAGAAAGAAGUUAAGGAAUGGGAAGAAGCUCGAUGUCCUGUCUGUAUGGAACAUCCUCACAACGGCAUCCUUCUCAUUUGUUCUUCCUUUGAUAAAGGUUGUCGUCCUUACAUGUGUGACACUAGCCACCGUCAUUCCAACUGUUUCGAUCAGUACCGUAAAGCUUCUAAACAGACACAAACUGUGUCUGAAAACGGUGUAGGUUUAGAGUCAAGAGAAGAGGUUGUGUCUGAGGUUACAGUAAGAGAAGAUGAGAGAGAAGUAGAAGAAGAAGAGAAAACGAAACCGAAGCUUACUUGUCCGUUAUGCCGUGGACAUAUAAAAGAAUGGGUAGCGGUUGAAGAUGCUAGAGGUUUCAUGAACGCGAAACUUAGAACCUGUUCUUCUGAGAGUUGUGAGUUCAGUGGAACUUACUCUGAUCUGAGGAAGCACGCGAGGCUUAAGCAUCCAGGAGUUAGGCCAUCGGAAGCUGAUCCUGAGAGGCAGAGAAGCUGGAGGAGGUUAGAGAGGCAGAGAGAUUUAGGUGACUUGCUUAGCACACUUCAAUCUUCUUUUGGAGGUGAAGAAAGAAGCAGCAACGAGAAUGAUGGUAUUCUGUCGUUUGAUGAUGGUGGUUGGCUUACAGUGUUCUUCCUCAUCCGUGUGUUUAGACCAGAAUCCUCAAGGAGUAGUAGCUGGUCAGGUACGUCUAGAGCUAGGUCACAUAUUGGUGUGAGGAGAAGAUCUUCAAGGCUUUGGGGAGAGAGCUAUGAAGGUGGUGAUACGGGGACAUCGUCUAGAGAUGAAGAGAAUAAUCAGUCUUCUGAUGAACAUGAGUCUAGACGACGUGUCCGAAGAAGAGCUUUCAUUGCUGAUGAUGAUGAUGAUGAGGAAGAACCAUGA
Eruca vesicaria subsp. sativa (arugula) is the source of this 978-nucleotide messenger RNA. NCBI's taxonomy places the organism in Eukaryota, Viridiplantae, Streptophyta, Magnoliopsida, Brassicales, Brassicaceae. The record is from the annotation of a GenBank genome assembly.